UGCCCGGGCUUCUUACCAGCCAAUCAGAGAUGGGGUUAUGCACAUGCGCGUUCCCGACCUCCGUGCCCGGGUCUUCGGCUCACCCUGCGGUCUCCCGCCUGUCACCCCGAGCAACGGCACCAUGGACGAGCUGUACCUGGAGAACAUCGAUGAGCUGAUCGCAGACCACAACAAGAUCGUGACCUACAAAUGGCUGAGCCACACGCUGGGCGUUCACGUCAACCAAGCAAAGCAGAUGCUCUAUGAUUACGUCACCCGGAAGCGGAAGGAGAACGUCAGCGCCCAGGUGCAUGUGACCUAUCUGGUGACGGGGAAAUGUAUGCAGGAUGGCUACUCUUACCACAAGGUGGCAGUAGUGAGAGAAGAAAAGCUGGAAGCUGCCAAAUCCAAGCUCGCCUUAUUGGCUAAUGUCCACGUCUACAGCAUCCAGAAAGCCACGUUAAAGGACAGCGCUCCCCUCUUCAGUACAGACUAUGACAUCAUCAAGAACAACCUCCAGAACUGCAGCAAGUUCAGCGCCAUUCAGUGCGCAGCUGCUGUACCCAGAUCCCCAGAUGAGCUUGCACAGCUACAGAGGAAUAAUUACCAAGACGCACAGGAAGUGACCGUUCCCACCAAACCAAAGGUCAACGGGCAUGCUUUACCGCCAGCGGCCAAAGCGGCUCCCCAGCAGCCCAAGGGCAUCAUGGGAAUGUUUUCACGUCAAGCCGCUAAGCCCCAGGAAGUGCAGAAACCUGCGGCGGAGCCCAAAGCAGCUGCGGCCCCAGAAACGAGCAGUAAGUCGUCUGCCAAAUCCAGUGCUAUGGACAACUUCUUCGGGAAAGCUUCUCUGAACAAAUUUAAAGACGCCGCUUCCACAAAUGUUCCCGUUAAGGCUGAGAAACCCGCAGAGCCGCCGGCUGAAACACCACCACCACCACCACCUUCACCUCCUCCGGUGAAAGGAGUCAAAGGAAGUGAACCCCCCAAAGCCGCUGCCAAAGAGAAGAAAAGCAGGAACAAGCGGGUGGAAAUGUCUGAUGACGAGCAGGAUAAACCGGCAAAGACGACGACGAAGAGGAGGAGAAUCAAGAAGCCCCGACCUGACAGCAGCGACGAGGAGGACGCGGUUCCCCUUCCGCGGGAAGUGAAGACCCCGCCCCCCCCUCCUGCCCCAGAGCCUGUUGUGAAGAUGGAAACGGAAUCCCAACCACAGACGCAGUCCGGGGAAAAGAGGCGGAAGAGGAAACGUGUGCUGAAAUCCAAGACGUUUGUGGAUGACGAAGGCUGUAUCGUGACGGAGAAGGUGUAUGAGAGCGAGUCCUGCACAGAUAGCGGAGAGGAGGUUCCAGCUUCCAGACCGGCAGCGGCGAAACCAUCCGCAGCCUCCAAAGCCGAGCCGAAAGCGGAGACUAAAGCCUCCAAGAAGAUGGCUGCUGCUAGCAAAGGAACCAAGCAGCCGUCCAUUAUGGGCUUCUUCCAGAAGAAGUGAGCGCUGCGCGGGAAGGCGUCCACUGUCAGCAGGACAGUAAGAUGGUGUCCGUCGUGUUUCCAUAACGUUGGCUAAAUCAGAGAACGGGGAGAGGAAGAGGACGAUGACAGCAUGGUGGGGGUCUAGUGACCAUACUCAACGUGGGGACACAAAGGCCCUUCACAGCUUGGCACGUAGGCCGGAGAUUUAUUCCCCGACAACUUCUGCAGCGACUCUCCGCUCCUCGCAGGACCGUUAUUCAGAGAACUUUAUACAUACAUAUAUAUUUUCUGUAACCCAUGUGUAAGUACAAACACGGACAUUCCCUGGUUUUACAAAGUUUGUGUUAUGUACGAAGUUUUCCAGAGAUCAGACCACUUACUCCUGGGGAAGAUUCCUAUACAAUAUAUUGUCUGUACUCUGAUCGCUGGACCUAAAUUGUGGCUUGUGCCCCAUGUUUUACAGUCACAUUGUGGGUCAGAGGUACGGAUGUUAGUUUCAUGUUCUAUAUAGGGCACUGUACACACAGGUCUGUCUAUUAAAGUACUUUAUUUCCGA
This is a messenger RNA of Pseudophryne corroboree (corroboree frog), 2008 nucleotides long. RefSeq names its product DNA polymerase delta 3, accessory subunit (gene POLD3). Gene Ontology annotation, cellular component: delta DNA polymerase complex; nucleus. Gene Ontology annotation, biological process: DNA strand elongation involved in DNA replication; DNA replication; nucleotide-excision repair, DNA gap filling. NCBI's taxonomy places the organism in Eukaryota, Metazoa, Chordata, Amphibia, Anura, Myobatrachidae. Gene Ontology annotation, molecular function: DNA-directed DNA polymerase activity. The transcript is spliced from 12 exons. The record is from RefSeq and is a predicted model, not a curated record. The coding region runs from base 38 to 1471 and encodes 477 amino acids.